AUGGGGUGCCGAACAGUAAUUUUGCUUGACUGUCAUCCAGAAACGCAAACGCGUGUAAAAGAACAAGAAGAAUCAUCGAAUAUACCAUCAUUUCCCUUAUGGACUUGCUUUACUGAAGCGACCUUAGAGUAUUGUCGAGUCGUUUUUGAUCUUUUUGAUUCAAGCACCGGUGCUUCUCCUGUGUCUGUUCAUAUUGCUGGCGCACCUUUACGACUACGCGUCCUCAAUGAGUGGCAUGAACAAAAUUUAAUGCAGAUUGCUGACAAUGUAAAAUUAAUAUCACCAUAUUCCGUUUCGCCUUCUCCUACGCGCUUGCCACAUGCGUUAGAAAAUGCUAUAAAAGUAUUGGAAGUAAAUAAAUCUGACGAUAAGUUAGUCGAUAAUAUAAGAGCAAAAGUUAUUUUAAUAUUAAUGGGAAAGGCAGAGGAGCCUGGUUAUAGUUAUCGAGAGACACACGAUCAAAAACUAAUUGAUCUUCGUGAUAUGAUCUACGAAGCUUUGAAGUCUGAACGUUUACAACGACUGCAACAAUAUCAUUUUGAUGUUUUACGUGUCAUGCCUUCCUACGAAUUAAUUGAAAAAGAUAUUCCGUGGGCAAAAAUCAAUACACCUAAUUUGUCAGCAGAAAUUUCUAUCACGUUAUACAAUAUUCCACCGGGUCGAAGAUGCUUAACACGUUCAAUGUUGCAUUUAGCUCAGUUGCAUCUCAAUUUAAAUAAUUUACGACUUUUGGAAGUUCCAAUGAAGAAAUCAAAUAAUACAAAAUCAUCAUAUGAAGUAAAUUUAUUGUAUCCAGCAGGAAAUCACACUCCCCAUAACGUUUCUACAAAAAUUUCAAAAAAGCGAAUAUACGAAAUUGGUCAUUUAAAUGAUCGUCAAAUCGUUCUUAAGUGGGUUCAGAGACUCCAUGGAUUAGAUCAAUUGGCAACAAGUUGUACUCAUAUGGUUACGCCGACGGAAAUUUCACCGCCAACUCGCGCUUUAAUGUCGAGUUUAAUGAAGGGUGCAAUUUACGCUUUAGCUGAUGCACACGAGAUAUCAAAUAUUGGUAGUAAUUCUGGCAUUCAGAAUGAGAACGGAAAGUCUACAUCAUUUUCACAUCUUAUAUUAUUUCGACAAGACGCUUUAUAUCUUCAUUGUCAACAUAUUAAUCAUGGACAAAAUGUUCACCUUGAAGAUGCCAUGUACUUUAGUAACAUUCCUCCUAAAAUUAGUACUAUGUUUCAAAAAAGAAGAGGUCAAUUAAUUCAGACUACUUCAAAUUUGGAUAUCGAAACUCGUUGGCUGUCUUUGCUGAAUACUACUGGUAUUAAAUUGCAGAUUGAUCUGAGCGCCGAUAAUCCCGUUUCUGAAAUAAUAUCACAAUUGAAGGAUUUAUUAUGUGUUGAUAUACCACGCAAUGAUGGUGUGAAAAUAAUAAAUGAAAUAUUGGAUCGUUUAUUGAUGAUGGGAAGAAGAUCAGAAAAAUUUCAAAACCAAAAAAGCGCGAUUUCAUUUUUAAGACAAUUGACUUCAAUUGCCGAAAAUUUGCAAUCUUCCUCUCCAAUGCAUGAAGAUAUUUGUGAUGUAAUUCUUGCAAGAAUUAAACCAGAUGGAACAGAAAAUAAGCAAGCCCAAAUAUCCCAUGAUACAUCAAAUGUUUCGGAACCUUCUUCAGAACCUCUGGUUCUUUUAAAAGAAGAAUCAAAGGAAACUCAAGGGACAUGGCAACAAUUUGAUCAACUCAAUUCAAUGACAUAUCGAGAAAGGCAAGAUAUGUUGGAUGGACAAGAUUUAUCACAUUUAUCUCAUCAACAAGCUCAUAUACCAAAUCAUAUAAGGAAUAGAAUACCUCCACAUCGAGGAAAAGGUUUUAAUCAGGUAUUAGGGGGACGUCGUCCAAGAGGAUAUCAUAGUUUUGGUAAAACUGAAACGCCUUCAAGAGAUAAUGGUGAUAUAAUUCGACAUCCACCUGCUCCUUAUUUGCGAAUAAAACCUGUUGAUGAUAAAAUGAUUGCACAAGAAAAGGAUGAUAAUAUGAAAAUAUUGAAAAAUCCUAAAUCCUUACUAUAUCAAUAUUGGUCUGCGAAAAGAAAGGAUAAGUUUAAAGGAACGUGUCGUAAGGAUUUUGAUGGACGAUUGCCAUCCAGCGAGCAAAAUCGAGAUUAA
Molecule: messenger RNA, 2148 nt
Organism: Funneliformis mosseae
Lineage: Eukaryota; Fungi; Glomeromycota; Glomeromycetes; Glomerales; Glomeraceae
Source: the annotation of a GenBank genome assembly